Suillus bovinus is the source of this 413-nucleotide messenger RNA. RefSeq lists its product as uncharacterized. The transcript has a single exon. Lineage: Eukaryota; Fungi; Basidiomycota; Agaricomycetes; Boletales; Suillaceae. Bases 99 to 314 code for a protein of 71 amino acids. The record is from RefSeq and is a predicted model, not a curated record.
GCAAAUGGAGCUACUGACUCAUUGUAGGUCUAGUCUAGUUCCGAACUUGUUCCAGGCACUCGAAGUUGUCGUUGAUCAGUGGCGCGAGGGGGUCAAGCAUGCAUCAUCUUGCUUUAGGGACGUUGAUUUUUAUCUUUUUAUCUUUCAUCGAGUUCAAACAUUGUGUUAUCUCAUUACCCAUCUUUUUGCUUGUCUGGGAUACAUGCCAUCCGCGCUCAUCCAACUGUCAGGUCAAGUUUCAUCAGUACAUGCCCAGAUUCUACCGUGACCGCAUCAAACUCCAUUCAUUCGCCACCUUCAUCUCCGGUGGUUGAAGGUGCGCUUUCGGCGCCCACGGCCUCAUAUGACCGACCGUCAAUCAUUAUUUUCCGCCCAAGCCUGCCUUCCCUCUGCUAAACCUAGUCGGAGAUAUC